UACAUAAAAAGAAAAUACAUUUAAAAAAACGACACGUUAUUUCUUCCCAGAACCUUCUUGUUCAAGUGGGUGCAAAAGUCAACGCAACCAAUUGCGUUGACUUUUGCGUCGCAACGUUGUGCAACAAUGGCGUCUAAAGGGAGACUGGUUUUGUGUUACCGCCAUGCAGCCAGUGCAGACACACACUCUCCAGCCAGGGUGGCUGUCGGGGGGGAAAGGAGGUGGAAUUUGCAACAAUGGCGUUGAGGGAGCACAGCUGAGUGAGCAUAGCCUCCUGCAACACAUGAGGCCACUGAAUGGAGGCACAAUGCCGCCUUUCACCCUCGCAAAAGAACAUGCAUUCAUAAAUGAUGCAACGUAUCUAUUAAAGCGUCUAACGUGCAUAAAAACGUGAAGAAAAGCACCGCUUUCAUAUCCAUUGUGGCGACAUGGCAUCGACAACACGACGUAGCAAUAAUGCUUGUUGUAAACGCGCACGCGAAUAUGUACGGCGGCGAGACGCGCGCUCCCGCUACUGUACGCGCACCUGUUGCACGCCGCGCGCCCCCACCCCCCCUCGACAUCAUAACAAGUUAUGAUUCAUAAAAUAUUACCAGCAGGCAAAAAAAAAAAAAAAAAAAAAAGUCCCGGAUGUGCGCCGCCGCACCCCCCUACAGGCCGUCGUCAGCGGCACACCUCGUGGAGGAAAAUGUCAUAAUAAUGCCACGGAAACAACUUACCCGCGUGGGGAAGACGAUUAUGGCCGUGGGUCAACAAUGGAGGCGAGGCUGCGCGGCUCGGAUGAUCGACGACUUCUCUCACACUGGCGCACUAUUUCCCUAUUCACUCCCAAGGAUGCGCAGUGACAACACUUGAACGGUUAAAGGAGGUGAAGCCGCAGGGAUUAAGCAGCGGUCGACACGCUGAUGGCCACUGUCUGCACACACCAACACAUCAGCAGGACGCCGUAGGGCCGCCACUCCAGCGCCUCACGAUGGCGUCCGUGACGGAAGAGCUGACCUGCUCCGUCUGCAGAGACCUCUUCAGCAAGCCCCACCCCCUGCCCUGUGGCCACAGCUUCUGUCCCGCGUGCAUCCGCCAGGCCUGGGGCGGCCCCGGCCAGGGCGAGGGCGAGGGCCACUUCGCCUGUCCCCAGUGCGCGGAGCAGCACGGCCAGGUGCUGUGCGACUGCUGCUCCCCGGAGGCGGACGAAGGCCUGGUCCACGUGGCCGUCAAGACCUGCCUGAGGUGCGAGGUGUCGCUGUGCGCCGAGCACCUGCGCCACCACCUGGACAGGCCGGCGUUCAGCAGCCACUUGCUGGUGGAGCCCCUGGGGGACGUCUCCCGGCGCAAGUGUCCCACGCACACGGAGGUGUUCCGCUACUACUGCGCCGACGAGAGGGUGUACGUGUGCGGCGACUGUCUGCUGGAGGGAAGCCAUGCUCAGCACGAAGUCAAAGGUCUCAGACAGGUGGAGGAGGAUCUAAAGGAUAUUCUUCAGACACUGCUGGGAAAAUCUGAAGACAAGCUGAAAAACGGCGAACAAAUCCUCAAAGACUUUGCCAACAUCAACUCUACUAUUGCUGAUUCUCUGAUGGAGGAAAACGCCCAAGUGGAGCGGCUGGGCUCGGACCUGCAGGUCCAGGUGGAGAAACUGGUCGCGGCUCUCAUGGAGAUAACCAAGAAGGACAGACAGCAGGUCAUCGAGCGCGUGCAUGAGGACUGUUCCAAACUGAGGGAGGACCUGAGCCAGACCACGGGCAUCCGGCGCUACUUGGCGUCGCUGUUGGCGGAGAGCGACCCCUUCCUGCUUAUAUGGGCCUUUCAGUCUGAUGACACAAAGCUAGUACCUGACCUAAACAGUCCACUUUUCACCCCAGAACCGGUCAGUUUGGACAGAAAGCACAUUUUGGAGGAGAUGGAGGGCAAAUAUGGAGAGUUCAUCAGCGCCACACUCCGCUGCCUGAGUGAACUCAAGAGGGAGCUGUUGACCAGUCCUCUGACUCUGGACGCCACCACCGCACAUCCUCUUCUGAGCGUCUCGGACGACUUGCAGUUAAUCACCAGGCUUCCGAGUCGCCAGCCCCACGCGGACCACCCGGAACGCUUCGACCACUGGCCACAGGUCCUCACAGUCCAGAGCUUCUCUGCCGGCACUCACUACUGGGAGAUGGAGGCUGAGGGGUUCUGGGACGUCGCCGUCUGCUAUAAGAGUAUCGGGCGAAAGGGGAAGGAGGGCAAUGCCUUCGGCAACAACACGGUCUCAUGGAGUCUCACCCAGCAACAUGACAGGAAGCUGGCCGCUUGGCACAACCGGAAAAAAACCCGUCUCGCGCACAAAAUGACCGGCAAUCGUGUCGCCGUGGCUGUGGACUACAGUUCCGGCACCAUCACCUUCUCCGAAGUGGGACCAUUGAGCAACCUGACCCACGUUCACACUUUCUGGACCACGUUCACUCAGCCAGUGUCCUUGGGUUUCGGACUUUAUAAGUCGGAGCUCAACAGCCGUAUUUCGUUUAUUAAAGUCUAAAGGGACUGAGAGUGCAAUACGGAGGGAUACACUCGUACAACUUGGUAUGGAAACUCACGAAAAUGUGAUAGUUAGUGUCUCAUCGCCCGUCUUAAUUGGGUUACAGAAACCUCAAAACGUAGGAUUCUGUAAAGAACAUUUUAAAACUAAGGGCACAUUUCAACAUUAUUAAAAAUUGUUUGAAACAUUCUAAAAUAGUACUGAACCUAAUGUAGUACUUGCUGUCUACUCUAUUCCAGUGGUGUGCAAACUACGUCUUCAAUUUGGCCCGGGAGACGUCACAAGUUUAAUAAGGGAUCUGGCCGCAGGGAUAUGGCAUUCACUUAUAUGACCCAAUGCAAGCAACCUUCCCGAGUCAUGGUGCAAAAAAAAAAAAAAAGUAUCGACAUACAUUUUGGUACCUGUACCAAAAUAUUGGUAUCGGAACAACCCUAGUAUUUACAGUAGAACAGUGAUUCUUAACCAUAGGGCCAGGGCUCGUUGUUGGGCUGCCAACAAAUAUUGGUUUCUCAGUUGUAAUACACUUUUCCACCACUUGUGGCAGUAAUGACAAUAUAAAACAGGGGUAGUUGUAAUACACUUUUCCACCACUUGUGGCAGUAAUGACAAUAUAAAACAGGGGUAGUUGUAAUACACUUUUCCACCACUUGUGGCAGUUAUGACAUUAUCAAACAAAAAGAAGAAGUCUGUAGCUAACGUUAUGGAGAAGUCUCUUAAGCGCAAAAAUUAUGACUAAAGGGAUUUUACUUUAACUUUAUUGCCAAUUUUAUUUAAGAAACAUGUUCAUUAUAGUUUUAAGUAAUAUAGACAUUUA
Nerophis lumbriciformis (worm pipefish) is the source of this 3323-nucleotide messenger RNA. It is a transcript of the gene trim110, whose product is annotated as tripartite motif containing 110. The record is from RefSeq and is a predicted model, not a curated record. Gene Ontology annotation, molecular function: zinc ion binding; protein binding. Lineage: Eukaryota; Metazoa; Chordata; Actinopteri; Syngnathiformes; Syngnathidae.